AUGACGCAUUUCUCAGUUUUUUGCCUGAGGGUGAAGGUUCUACUUGAUAAACCUUUAAGUAUCUCAAAUAAUCCCCAGCUUCACGCGCUUGCUAAUGAAAUGAAAUUGGAAUAUGACAAGUAUUUGUCAGAGUCUAAUACAUUGAUUUCUAUUGGUGCAGUCCUUGAUCCAAGGUAUAAGAUGAUCUUUAUCAAAUGGGUAUAUUCCUUCUUGUAUCCAAAUCCUUCUCAAGCAACUACCUAUAAACAUGAAUUAUCAAACAACUUAAGUUCCCUCUUCCAAUUGUAUCAAGAUACAUAUGGAACCAACGAUGAGAUUACCUCUGCUGGUGGUGUAUCUGAAAGUCCAGAAUUAGAAUAUAUUUCUGGGUCGAGAAGGAGGAAUUUUGAGAGGUUUUCAGAAACUGUUGUGGCUGCUGAUUCCCAAAACAUUGUUAUACUUUUGUUUUGCUUUUCUCUUUGGAAUUUCUUGGUGAAUCACUUGUGUUUAAUAUUGGUGUUGUGUUUGAAGCAUAUAGGGGUUGGGUUUUAUUGUGGUAUUCUGAAAAAUAUAGCUAAAACGGGGUCGCUUUGUUGUGUGGCUUCACGGCCACAUGGAUCAAGUGCUGACAGUAGGGACUGGUCAUUGGGCUCACACGAGCCCUACUGGAGAACUAACACAAGCUAUUCGCCACCUCCGUCGAGGUGGGAUUUCAGAUUCCAGUCUGAAGGGCUGCCUUAUAAUUUGAAUGAUCAGCUCUUUGAUGGGUCCUCUACAUCGUCAGAUGGUAAAGAAAGUAUGACUUUGGUCAGAGGCAACCACCUAUAUGAUCUUCACUAUUCUGCUUCAGAUGGAACUGGAAUUUUUGCUAGCAAUUGUUCGUCGGAACUUUUGCAGGGUCCUCAGUGGGUGCCUCCAGCAAUGCAAGAAAUAAGUUUUGAUGAUUAUGAGGCUGUGAUCAGAAAAGAUCCCCGUCCUUCGUCAGGCCGAAUAUCUCUUACACCUGCUAAGGAGGAAACUUCCGAAAAUCCCAACAAUAGAGGCUCCACUUCAACCCAAUCAGAAAGUAGCGAGUCUGAGUCUACUUCAAGUUCCCGAUUAUCCUCUCGGAGGAAUUUCUCUAAUCACCGUUCUUUCAUCUCUAAACCUAUUCAUCCUUUGUCAUUUCCAGACCUAACAACUACUAGGGAUGCUUUUGAUCCUGCUGCUCCAGAUUAUACAAGGUUUGAUACUUCUAAUUCACUCAGAGGCAGCCGCCGCUCAAGUAAUGUCAGUAGUAGUCAGGAUUCUGCAGAUGUUACCGAGUCAUUUGAAUUAGAAACACCUGCUUAUCCAUAUACUCAUUCAGUUGGAUUUAGAUGCGGCUUGUGUGAAAGAUAUCUAUCGCAAAGAUCACCUUGGAGUUUGCGCCGUAUUGUGAGAAGCGGAGACAUGCCUGCAGCUGGGGUUCUUCCUUGUUGUCAUGUUUUUCAUGCUGAAUGUUUGGAGCAGACAACGCCAAAGACAAGGAAAAUUGAACCACCUUGCCCUGUGUGUGUCAAAUUAGAGGAGCAAUAUUCUCCUGAUCAACGAGGUGUUUUAAGAUCGAGAAAUGGUUUUCCUAAGUUUAAACCAGUUUCUGAGGACGGACCCUCAAGAACACGAGACUGUGCACAGGAAGGUGAUUGUGUCGGAGGAGCUCUACCGCCACACAAUGCCAUGUUCCUACUAAAUCGAAAUCGCAUCAUAAAAAACAUUCCUGUGAGGGGUAAUUUAAGCAAGGAAUUUCCAGGCAAGGUGAAGAAAACUGAGGGCUAUUCUUCACAACUGUUUACUGGCAGCUCAGCUGAUCUAGAAGUUGGUGUUUCCUCGAAGGAAAAAGCCGGCCCGAGUAUUGAAAGUUAA
Molecule: messenger RNA, 1863 nt
Organism: Vicia faba (fava bean)
Lineage: Eukaryota; Viridiplantae; Streptophyta; Magnoliopsida; Fabales; Fabaceae
Source: the annotation of a GenBank genome assembly